This is a messenger RNA of Aphanomyces astaci, 1342 nucleotides long. RefSeq lists its product as hypothetical. Gene Ontology annotation, biological process: DNA recombinase assembly; DNA repair; mitotic recombination. Bases 155 to 1219 code for a protein of 354 amino acids. Gene Ontology annotation, molecular function: ATP binding; ATP-dependent DNA damage sensor activity; DNA strand exchange activity. The transcript has 12 exons. The record is from RefSeq and is a predicted model, not a curated record. NCBI's taxonomy places the organism in Eukaryota, Oomycota, Saprolegniomycetes, Saprolegniales, Verrucalvaceae.
AAACGGCACAGCAUUUCAGUACUUGCCGUGGUCCAGGGAAGCAAGCAACAAGAACAUUUACUAUGAGCGUCCAAGUGAAGAAGUGAGUGAGCGCACACCAUGGAACUUGUGAGGUUCCACAUGUCUGUGUAGAGAGAAGGCAACCAAGAAGGCAAUGGCAAAAGAAGUUGUCAAGGAAGUCUCCGCCGUCCAAGAGCCUGCCGUAGUCAGCGACGAUGAAGGCAACGAAGACGAUACCGCGCUAUCAUACGAACGCAUUGAAGUUCUUCAAGAUGCUGGAAUCAAUGCGACAGAUAUUGCGAAGCUCAAGGAAGAUGGAUUUGCAACAGUUGGCCAGUUGUUUCAAGUGUCCAUGAAGCGCCUGUUGCAAGUCAAAGGUGUGAGUGAAGCUAAAGCUGAAAAGUUGAUUCAAGCAGCAAAAAAGAUUGUCGGUGAAAAGAGUGGAUUUAUGUCUGCAAGCACAUUGCUGACCAACAACAAGCAAAAGUAUUUCAUCACGACUGGAUCGAAACAAUUUGACAUGCUACUUGGUGGCGGGAUCGAGACUAUGUCAAUGACGGAGGUCCACGGAGAGUUUCGAACAGGAAAGACCCAAUUAUGCCACACACUUUGUGUCACCGCACAAUUGCCGCGAUCCCAAGGCGGGGGAGCAGGAAAAGUCGCCAUCGUCGACACGGAAGGUUCCUUCCGACCGCAACGAGUUGCAGAAAUUGCCAAGACACGAUACGAUUUGGAUGCAAAGGAUGUCUUAGACAACAUCAUUGUUGCAAGGGCGCAUAGCCACGAUGCUCAAAUGGACAUGGUUUUGAAGCUCGGAGUUUUGUUUGCGGAUCCCGAACGUGGCCCCUUUCGGCUUCUCAUCAUCGAUUCAAUCACCGCAUUGUUUCGUACCGAUUUUUCUGGACGUGGGGAGCUGAGCGAAAGACAACAGCGCUUGAACGUCCACCUGCAACGGCUCGUUAAACACGCAGAGGAAUUUAACAUUGCGGUUCUGGUGGUUAAUCAAGUGAUGGCCGAUCCUGGUGCAAACGCCAUGUUUGGCCCUGUCCUGAAGCCUGUUGGUGGACAUGUCAUCUCUCAUGCAUGUCAUACUCGAGUCUUGAUGAAGAAGGGCCGAGGCGAUAAUCGAAUUUGCAAAGUUAUUGACAGUCCGUGCAUGCCAGAGGCUGAAUGCACUAUCCAACUGGCUGCCGGUGGCGUUUGCGACGCCGACGAGUAGAUGUUUCCAGGCUAACUCGCUCGCCCAACAUGCUCCUUUUUUAUUUUCUUCUCGCCACUCGAAACGCGCCAAAUUCCUCGUCCUUCUCGAACGAAAUCCUGAUUUAUACACUUUCGAGCACUU